GGUUCUCCUUCUGUGGCACUAAACAGUUUCUGAUCUCUAUUGUCAUCGUCUUGUACCUCAAUUAUUGGUGGUAGUCAACAAACAACAUUUCAAGGAGUAAAGUGGUAAACUUGUGUCGCCUCAGGUGUCGAUAUGAAUAGCAGCAAAUAGACCUCACAGUCCAAAAGAAAAGAAGAGGAAGGAGUAAUCAAUAAAUAAUAGAAAUAUAGAAAAAAAAAAUAGAAUCUACAGAAGAAUAAAUAUUUUUAGAAUCACAAGCACAUAAGGCAGCCCAAGACACCGGAGUACAGUCAUGUGCUAGAUGAGAAGAGAAGAGAGUUACCGUAGUAACCGUUGUAGAUCCUAAAAGACAAGAAGUUUGUUAGCUAAUUCUCAUAAUGGCAAGUCCAUCAGUGGCCGACCAGAAUGCCACCUUUCAAAUUCGGCCCGACCUCAAGGAUAAGUUUCGCAGCAGUGUGGUUCGGGAUGCAAUUCACAACACUUUGGUGGAAAAGCUCACAGGGUUUGUAUACAAUGCGGAAGCUGCAGAGGUAAUGAGCAAAUCAUUGACUGAAAACCUCAGAGAUAAAAUUCUAGAUCUUGGCCUACCCCGCUACAAGUUUGUCGUGAAUGUCGUAAUUGGUGAACAGCGAGGUGAGGGGGUAAAGGUUGGUGCACGGUGUUUGUGGGAUGCCGACACUGACAACUAUGCUGCCGAUGUCUUUUUAGCUGAAAAUUUCUUCUGCUCUGCUUCAGUGUUUGCUGUCUACUUUUAUUGAAUCACAGACAACACUGUACAAUAUCUCCAUUAUGAAAAACACUGAGUCUGCAAGUAGUAUUACCCUUUGGUCAGUUGAUUUUAUAUGUGACUGGCUUCCUGCAAAUGACCAAAAAUGUUGUAUUAUUUUUGUCUGUAAUAGAGGAGACUGUAUGUAUACUCAAGUACAGUUUGAGUUUUUAUGAUAAAUGUUUUUAUGCAAACACUAGGGGGGCAAACCAUAUAGGGUACCCAUAGUAUUCUUUAAGGGUUAAAAUUCAUGCAUUACUGCAGGUCAAAUACGGUGAAUGAUAGUUACCCAGUACAUACUCUCAGUAGGCUUGCCUACCCUACCCUUAGAGUCUUUCUUUAUGUUACUAAAUUAAGAGCAGAACCUUAUUCACUAUAUAUGCUGCUUUAAAAAGCCUGAUACAAAUGAAGGUUUACAUUUAAUUUUCCAUUUGUUUGCAUGUUUACAUUGCUGGUGGCAUUGUUGCCAAGUUAGACUCGGCAGUCAUCACUGUAGCCACAUCUUCCUGGCUAUGCAAAUAAAUCACUGUUGGUGCACAUGAUCCAUGUACAUGCUGAUAACCACAUAGGAAACUUAAAAGCCUUUCUACCACUACUUAACAACUAAGCCGUCUCGAUCAAAUUCACUGUGGUAUUAGAAAGUGACUGCAAAUUACCAGUCCUAGACUGUCUGAUCCACAGAGUAGGUAACAUCUUUAAGUUCAGUAUUUAUAGGAAACCUACUAAUGUGUGUUUAUAUAUUCAUUAUUAUUCUGCCCACCAUAAUAGAGUCAAACAGCCAAUAUUCUCAUCAACGUUUUAUGUGCUCUACAAAUAUGUACUCCGGAAUUCAUUGAUGAGGAAUAUAAAUAUACUGUAUGUAUAA
Messenger RNA from Homarus americanus (American lobster), 1631 nucleotides. Its product is annotated as dynein light chain Tctex-type protein 2B-like. Gene Ontology annotation, biological process: microtubule-based movement. The record is from RefSeq and is a predicted model, not a curated record. NCBI's taxonomy places the organism in Eukaryota, Metazoa, Arthropoda, Malacostraca, Decapoda, Nephropidae. Bases 378 to 758 code for a protein of 126 amino acids. The transcript has 5 exons. Gene Ontology annotation, cellular component: cytoplasmic dynein complex; cytoplasm. Gene Ontology annotation, molecular function: dynein intermediate chain binding.